Messenger RNA from Oxyura jamaicensis (ruddy duck), 2288 nucleotides. It is a transcript of the gene TMEM51, whose product is annotated as transmembrane protein 51. Lineage: Eukaryota; Metazoa; Chordata; Aves; Anseriformes; Anatidae. The coding region runs from base 702 to 1466 and encodes 254 amino acids. The transcript has 3 exons. The record is from RefSeq and is a predicted model, not a curated record.
AGCAUCCAGCUAAGAAAAGAAGACCCAAAAUCAGAAGCAGGGUGCUGAUAAAGAUCAGACCAGAGGGGAUGGUAAAGGCAGUGUAGCUGAUGCAGCGUGCGUUUGCGUGUCUUUUCCUUAAGAAAAUGCUCCGGUCUGCCAGCGUGGCUUUGGAAGCGAGCGAGCAGUAAGGAAAUGGCAGCUCUGCGGUGCUGGCAGCGGUCGGGAUCCUCUGCCCUUCCUUGGUGCCAUGUGAUGGGAGAGCAGUCCCAGGACUGCCAGUCCUGCUCAGCCCCGCGUCUGGGUGGUGUGCUGGAAAAAAAAAAAAUCUCCUGGAAGAGGCUUUGCUGGCCUGAUGGCAGCUGUCCCAUUUUUGCCUUCAGUGACGGAGAGGGAGUUGAGAAAUGUGCUGAAUGAGUCCCCGGCAGCACUGGGGAGGAAGGGUUGGAGGUCUGGAGGAAGGAGCUUUCCGACUCGACGAGCCUUGGAGGGCUGCAGCAAACCCUGGGAGCGUGGAGGGCUGGAGCCACGUGCAGCCUGGAUGAAGGGGGCGAGCAGCAUCCCACAGCGCCUCGGGGCACCGGCGCGGCUGGAAACGGGGCCGGAUGCAGCGGAGGGUCUCACUGCCUGCUCCGGGAGGGCACCGCACGCAUGGUAGCCGGCCUGGCCGCCCGGCGCCGCCGCGGGUGCUGUGAGGUGGCCCCCACGGGCAGCAGGACACGAUGGCCCAGUCCCGUGCCAACGGGUCUCACUACGCCCUGACAGCUAUAGGGCUGGGGAUGCUCGUCCUGGGCAUCAUUAUGGCCGUGUGGAACCUCGUCCCCGGCUUCGGCCCCGCCAACAAGCCCACCGCCCAUUCCGGCAACAGCAGCAAGCCCGACCGCGGCAGCGGGGGCAUUUUGAAGAGCAAGACGUUUUCCGUGGCGUAUGUGCUGGUCGGGGCGGGGGUGCUGCUGCUGUUGCUCUCCAUCUGCUUGAACAUCCGCGACAAGAAGAGGCAGAGCGAAGACAUAACCAGGGUGCAGCACCAGGCAUCGGCAGAGCCCUCGCAACAGGAGGACAGCCAAGAAGAGGACGAAGACACGUCCUCCCGGUACUACGUCCCCAGCUACGAGGAGGUGAUGAAUGCGGGCUACUCCGAGCCCCAUAACCCGGACAGGAGCCACAGGCUCAGCGUCUCGCUGCCCUCCUACGAGUCACUGACGGGGCUUGACGAGGGCACACAGCCCCAGGGAGCGGCCGGCACGGAGCCCGGCACGGAGCCUGGCACAGAGCGGCCUCCCGGUCGGCACAGCUCGCGCCUGAGCAAGCGCCUGAAGCCCCUGAAGGUGCGGAGGAUCAAGUCGGAGAAGCUGCACCUCAAGGACAUCCGGCUCAACCUCGCCGACGGGAGCAGCACCCACCCCAUCACGAUCGAGCCACUGACACCCCCGCCAAAGUAUGAGGAGAUCCAGGAGAAAGCGCUGGAGAGCCAACAGAUGACUUAGAGAGGAGAAUUUGGUGAUCCUGCGGGUUGAAAACACUUGGAAAGGCUUGGGCAGAGGGUGCGGGAUCAUUCAGCACUCCCUGGAUGCUGAAAUAUUGAGGGAGCAGUCGAUGGAGACUGCGGCACUGCACGGACCGGACCGUCUCUUCCCAGGAUGGUGUUGUCAGAUACCACGGGGAAAUGGCAAUGUGCCUGCUGCUGUGAAGGACACGAAGGUUGGGAGGACUGGAUACAUGUUUUGUGUUGUUUUAAAUUAAAGACAGCCUAACGCAUCACCUCUCCUUUGUGCCUUGCCCCAGCAAGAGGUUUUGAAGCCACCCAACUGCUAUUUAGCAAGAAUUUUCCAAGAGGAAAAGGGAAACACUUGUUCUUUUUUUUUUUUUUUUUUGGUCUUUUCUUUCAGAGUCAGGCAAGAAUAAGUGUCAGAUCAGUGCCGUAGCUGUUCUCUGCUCCAGUCACUGGUGGGGUUGGGAUACUGGCAUGGGGCCAGCCUGAGCCCAUGCGGAGUUGUGUGCUUGCUGGUGCAAAGCAGAAUGAAAUGAGCCCUUAAACUUGUCAGACCUGUAGGUAAGGCUUUACCCGUAGGAAGUUCCUUCCUGGCAUCAGCGCCCGUGCUCCUGUGGGAGAGGACUGUAUUUCUUGCCUCGGUGGUUUUCUCUUUGUGCGUUGCGUUGGGAAUUGAAGGGACAGUUGGUGAAUGCCGGGGGCUGGGAGCUGCAGUAAUGUACCUCUGCCAAGAGGUGUUCAAGACGUUCUGGGUGCGAAACGACUGUAGAGCGUGCUGUGCAAGCAGACCUUUUCUAAAUAAAUAUUUUGUACAUGG